GAUUUCACGAAGAUCUUUCAUUUCCGGUCCAGAGGUUUGUAAACAAGGCAAGUCAAAAGUUCGUCAACGAGUUAUAUUUAUGAUUGGUCUCGUCUAAUUAAGUCUAGACACUGGCCUGAAGAAGUUUUUAUUUUAGAACAUUUAAGAAGGUCAGCAACUAAAGUGUCAAAGGAGCAGAGUGGUUCAUUGAUGUUAUCAUCCGGUUAAUUAUUACAAACAACAAUGGGAGGUGGAGAUUUGAAUUUGAAAAAGUCCUGGCAUCCUUCUACUUUGAGAAACAUUGAACGUGUCUGGAAAGCUGAACAGAAACAUGAAGCUGAAAAACAAAAAAUUGAACAACUUCAAAAAGAGUUGGCAGCAGAAAGAGCUCGGGAAGAGAUUCAGCUAUAUGCUGAGGAUCAAGGUGUUGUCAAAAAAAAAGAGGAAAAACUUGAUUGGAUGUAUCAGGGUCCUGCUGCCAUGGUUAAUCGAGAAGAGUAUUUGUUAGGCCGAAAGAUCGACAAGACAUUUGAAACUCUACAACAAAUCGAAAGUGGGAAAGCACCCGAAGAGGCUGAUAAUGAUGUUGGCUCUUCCAUGUUCAGCUCUCAAAAUCUUUCAGGGACAGCUACGGUUGAUUUGGCUACUAAAAUCAGAGAAGAUCCUUUGUUCAAUAUAAUGAAAAAAGAAAAAGAGCAAAAGAAAAAUCUAUUAAGCAAUCCGGUGAAAAUGAAACAAUUGCAACAGCUGUUACAAGCAUCUCUUAAAACAAAAAGCAAGAAAAGCAAAAAGAGUAAAAAGAAGAAGCACCAGGAUGAUGGCUCUGAUGAUGAGGUUGUUCAAAAGAGAAAGAAGCAUCAAUAUAAUGACUCUGAUGAUGAGGCUGUGCAAAAAAGAAAGAAGCAUCAAUAUAAUGACUCUGAUGAUGAGGUUGUUCAAAAAAGAAAGAAACAUCAGUAUAUUGAUUCUGAGCAUGAGGUUGUUCAAAAAAGAAGAAAGCAUCAGUAUAAUGACUCUGAUGAGGAGGUUGUUCAAAAAAGAGGGAAACAUCAGUAUAAUGACUCUGAAGAGGAGGUUGUUCAAAAAAGAAGGAAACAUCAGUAUAAUGACUCUGAAGAAGAGGUUGUUCUAAAAAGAAGGAAACAUCAGUAUAAUGACUCUGAAGAGGAGGUUGUUCAAAAAAGAAACAAAAAUAAAGAUCCAAAAAAGUUUUCUGAUUAUAAGCAUCAUGGCAGAUCUCCUGAUUACAAAGCAUCUAAGUAUGAUGAUGAGGAAGGCGAUAAUAGACAAUAUUCAUCUUCUUCAUAUAAUAGGAGAGAACUCAGCCAUAGAACACACAAUACUUCAAAUGAUAAGCAAGCUUACCCUGUAAGCAAUUACAGAGAUGAUAACAAAAGAAGUAAAAGUCGUAGUGAAUAUUCUAGUUCUCAAGAGUAUCAUCAUCACAGAGACUCUGAUCGCUAUCAGCGAGAUGAUUCUCAGAAGAGUAGAGAUUAUCAUAACAAAUCUAAUCAGCUGGAAUCUUCAGGUUCAGCUCCCAAAAAAAAACUUGAUGAGAAAGAAAGAGAGCGUUUACUCAGAGAAAUGCAAGAAAAUGCAAAAUGGAGAGAAGAUCAAAGAAAGAAGAAUGCAACUCGAUACAAAGAAGAAGAGGAAAGAGAAAAUAAAAUGAAGAAAGUAGACUCAUCUGAUUUCAUGAAGCCUAUGUUAGCAAAAGUUGCUGGUAAAGGCAGUGUUGAAAGCAGGGUGAAACAAAAGAUCUUUACAAUACAACGAAGCAGUGCUGCCAUGGACAGAAAUUUUGCCAGAAGAGACUGAUUGUAACUUGUCACAUAUAGUUUGAUUUAUUCUUUUAAUUGAACACACAACAUUUUAUUCACAAAAAAAUUUGAUACUGUUAUCAACUGUUAGUUGAUGAUCAUCAACUUUCAUUUUCUGUAAAUAAAUAAUUUGUUUGACUUUGUUUAA
This is a messenger RNA of Parasteatoda tepidariorum (common house spider), 1947 nucleotides long. RefSeq lists its product as uncharacterized. Gene Ontology annotation, cellular component: U2-type spliceosomal complex. NCBI's taxonomy places the organism in Eukaryota, Metazoa, Arthropoda, Arachnida, Araneae, Theridiidae. The record is from RefSeq and is a predicted model, not a curated record. Gene Ontology annotation, biological process: mRNA splicing, via spliceosome.